Messenger RNA from Lodderomyces orthopsilosis Co 90-125, 2010 nucleotides. It is a transcript of the gene BAS1, whose product is annotated as Myb-related transcription factor BAS1. The transcript has a single exon. Lineage: Eukaryota; Fungi; Ascomycota; Pichiomycetes; Serinales; Debaryomycetaceae. The coding region runs from base 1 to 2010 and encodes 669 amino acids. The record is from RefSeq and is a predicted model, not a curated record.
AUGAACCACGAUGACUCAAAAAAUGUCAACAACUCAAAGAAAAGAGUAGUGCAAAUAGACCCCUUGGACGUGACGGAAUAUUUGGGGUUCCAGACACACCGAAAGGGUGCCCGCAAACCAUGGACCAAAGAGGAGGACACAGAGCUAUCAAAAUUGGUAUCGAGCGAGUUGGAGAAAGGUGGGGACUUGGAAUCGAUAGAUUGGGAUAAAAUAGCAGAACAAAUACCAUCUGAUGGUUUGAGAAAGAGUAAAGAUUGCAGGAAAAGGUGGAGCAAUUCUUUAGACCCCAAUCUUCGGAAGGGGAAAUGGACACCGGAAGAGGACGAAUUGUUGGUAAAAGCGUUCGAGAAGUUUGGAUCUGCAUGGCUAAAAGUUGCGCAAGAGAUCAAGGGCAGAACGGAUGAUCAAUGUGCCAAAAGGUACGUUGAAGUCUUGGAUCCCAAAACAAAGGACCGUUUAAAGCCGUGGACGGAGGAAGAGGACCUUUUAUUAAUAAAGCAAGUCAAACUUUAUGGGACCAAAUGGAGAACUAUAUGUAGUGCCUUUGAAAGUAGGCCGUCCUUGACGUGCCGCAACCGUUGGAGAAAAUUGGUGACAGAGGUUGUGCGAGGGAAAGCUAGCAUUAAAAUAAAAGAGGAAGUGGAGAGCGUCACGAAUGGAAAUUCUUCAAGUGUGUUGGAAACAUUGAAUCGCCAACAAGAAGAGCUUUCAAAGAUUCGCCUGGAUUACGAUUCGAGAGUAAACGUAAAGAGGCGGAAAACCAACACAGAGAGGGUCCCUACAGCACCUUUGCAGUAUCCUUCUAUUCAUAAUAAAUUGAGUACCAAAUCAGAAACAGAAUGGCUGUAUUCGGUAAACCAGGGUGCCCACGAUCAUUAUUGCAACACCCAAAGUAAGCCCCACAUAGGAACAAUCAGCAAUCGAGAACAAGUGAAAGUUCUUAUAGAAUAUGCAAAAACCAAUGGGGUUGAAAUCUCGAUACACCAACACAUUCACCAUCAUUACUCACAGACUUCUCAUACUUCGAAUGGGAAUGAACUUACCUCGCCAGGGAGCUCCACCAGCGGGACCAACAUUCUUGAACCCGAGGAGCAAAUCUCCCGUUUUCAACACUUUAAUUAUCUACCUCCAAUGACGCAAACACCGAAGCUUAAUUCAUCCACCGACCAACUGACAAAGAAUGAUACAACCCAACAUUAUCACCACCAUCACCAUCAUCAUCAUCAUACAGAGAAGGGAAAUGAAAACCAGUCCGCGCACAGAAGCAAUCUACAACGUGCUGAAUUAGCGGACGAUACUGAAUCGGUGAAGGAGUCAAAUCUUCAGAGAUUGUUGAAUGGUGAGGAAUACACUGGUAGUCAGAUAGCAUCAAACCCAAAUCCCUUAACACCUUUAACACAAGCCGUCGAGAUUGUUAGGGCGGCAGAUGCCGCAACUUAUACUGGCACUGGUAGCUAUUCUAGCAAUGAUUUUGGCAGCAAUCAAAAGAGUCAUUUGUAUGAUCAACAAGCAAAUGAAGUAGGGGACAAUACAAACUUUUGGGAACAGACUAAAACGACAACCCAUCAUGCGGCAAGACAACAUCAAACCAGUAGUGACAGGAAUGAAAGAAAGCAUUCAUCGCAUUCACACACACAGUCUCAUGGGCAAGACAGCUCACACGACCUUGCGCAGGCUCUUGCUUCAAAGCAUCCUUCAUUACACUAUGCUAACAAUACAUCACGUGGCGACCAUUCCAGCUCUCAAUACCUGUCGGGGUACUCUGAAGGCGUAAACAAUGAAGAGGAUGGGGAAGAAGAAGUGUUGGCAAGAGAAUUGGAGGAAACCGGUAUUGACGAGGAUGUUUUGAACUCGUAUGGGUUGUUCUACAAUGUCUACACAAAAGAGGGCUCGACAUUCCCAGAUGCUCAACCUAAUCAACAACCACAACUGCAAAAUGCAUAUGGACGAAACGGAAACGCUUAUGAUCAAUGGGGUAGUGAUUUCAUCAUACCGUUCAAUCCAUCUUAA